GAUGGAUUAUAAAAAAGGGUUUCCUUCUGCAGAGACAGUACACAAUCUCCGUGUGCUUCUCUCUGGAUUUUAUGCAAAACUGUGAAAAUUCUAAAGUUUGAAAGUCAAAUGUGUAUGAUUGUUUACGUGAGCUGGAGGAUGGACACACACACACACACACACACACACACACACACACACGACCUACGCAUUCAGUCUGGAGGAUCGGGGUGUGUUGCGGCUGCGCUGGCAGCUCUGCAGAUAUCUCAGAGUCCUGAGUUUAACGAUUCCGGCCCGUUAGAAGCACCUGGUUCUGCUGUUUAAUCAUGCUGCCCAUCAUACUUAUUAUGUCGAUUUUAUGUCAAGGUCACGCUGUUGACUACGGUACGGACUUUGUCACGGCGUUUCCAGAGAACCUUGCUUACUACUUUCCAGUAGAACUCUCCCUCAAACUGAAAAUCACCACCUUUCUCCCUACCACUGAUGUUACAAUCAUCAUGAAUGGUGUAAUUAUCAACCGAAUGAUCCCCGACAUCCCGCAGGUGUUUGAUGUGAAUAUUCCUGGCGCAGAGGUGAAUCAAUUAGGUGUCUCCAAUAAUUCGAUCAGAAUCAUCAGCGACAAGAAAAUCACUGUGCUUUCCAUCAACAAGCGAGGAGACAGCAUACAGACCAAUGUUGUUCCACCUACAACACGUCUGGGAGUGGAAUAUCUGGUCCCUUCCCCUAAUUACACCAAGCUCGCUGUCCAGCUGAACACCUAUAAUCCCUCCAACUUCAUCGACUCGACCACUGUGCCGAUGGAUUUCAGUUACAGACUCAUCAUUAUUAAUGCAGAAGCGGUUGAGAACAGUGUCACAGUGACCCAAAAAUUACCUGAUGGGGAUGAAGUUACUACGAUGAAACUAGACCCUUUUGCGCUGACCCAGCUGCCAAGCAGCAGUUUCUGGUUUAAAGUCUCAUCUACUGCAAAAGUGGCCGUGAUCCUUACCAAUCCGUGUAUGGACACCCAAAAUUGCAGGUGUAACAUGGUUGCACACCAACUCCGACCCACUGACUUUCUGGGAACUGAAUUCAUCUUCCCUCCCAUCAACACCACUGUCAAACACCUUUUUGUAACCUCAGCCAAACGCGUUGACCUCAGCUCUGGCUCUGAGACCAAGACUGUUGAGCCUGGUUCCAUAGGAAUGCUUCCUUUUCUCCCUGGUCUAGACACCGGAAACCCAAGCCUCACAACGUCGCAGCCAGCGUCGCUCAGAGUAAUCCAACCUGGCCUCAUAAUCGAUCUGCUCCCGAAAACAAUGUUUUCUGGCUGCUACUUGGUACACAGAACGACGCAGACCCAAUCUCUGGCUUUAGUCAUAGUUGCAACUGGGCAAAAAAAUGAUGUCCGCAUGGGCCCUGAUCCUCUCAGUGGUGUAACCUGGAACGAUAUCAGUAAUGCAGAAUACUCAUGGGCUUUAAUAGACCUGGAUAGAUGUAAGUCAUGCGUCAUUUGGCAUCCUACCUCGCAAAUUGCAGUGUAUGUCUUUGAGACUUCGUUGACGGGGGUGAGAUACGGAGGUCCGGCAAUUUCUGUAAACGACAUUCCAGACCCCAAUGGUUGUGUUGUGGUUCCCAUAGAAUUUGAACUUGUUAACAUCACGUUGAGCUGGCAGGCGUCUCGGGCUCAAUGCAUCAGUAAAGGCAUGGUGCUGGCGAGUCCCAACAUCAACUAUACACAAAACAAAAUGGUAGCUGCACUUAACAACAUGAAUGCGGAAGGUGUUGCGUGGCUUGGCCUGCGACGCAGCCUUGUCAGUUCUGAGUGGUACUGGCAUAGCAAGGUCGAUUUCAACUUUGCCAACUGGGACAACAACCAACCAGCGAGCGGCCUGUGUGUAUCCAUGAGGAUGGAACCGGAUGGGAAUUUCACGUGGAGCAGCGUGCGCUGCUGCUCGCCCAUGCUGCCCCUGUGUGCCCGAGAAAUGGUAAUCAUGGGCACCAUCAACGAUUUGAGUACUUACUUGCUUUAGCCAAGCACCACCACCAGUUCAGGCCCAACCACCAGCCCGUCAACCAUCUAAUCAUCGACGACAGCUAAAUUAUCCUCACUUCAUUUCAUGCUUACGUAGUCAUCGUAGUCAUUGUUAAAAUGCAACCUACCUGUUUAGUAGUAGAAAAAUAUAAUUGGCUCAAACUGUUAAUCAAAUAACCGACAGCAUCUGCUUUCAUUUGCUUCAAACUUUGGGCUAUAAACCAUUUAACCUGAGCAACAUGUAUGCUAACGAUGAUGACACAACAGUCCAUUAGCUGGAUGGUACUAGUCUUAUUAGCGUAGUGCAUUGCUAGUGAGUUAUUUUAACUCGCUAUAAGAGUGCUACUCUAAUAGAAAUUUAAAGAUUGCUGCUUGGUCACUUAAUAGCUUUCGUAGCAGCUGAUGCUAAUACACAGCAUUAGCCAUUUCCGACAUAGUCAGCGGGGCAGUGGACAUUUCUGUUUGGACGAAGUGGAUGAAAUCAGAUGGCAUUGCAUUCGACUAUCUGCUGUAAUAUCUCUUUCAGUAAUAGCUACAUUUCUCAAUGCCUAUAGCUGCAUGCAAAUAAAUAUUGCAAUCAUAUUAUUUAUUCAACUAACUGAAUUCCCAUUACACUUAUUCUAAAUAUAUUAUACGUGAAUGGAAACUUAGCUUUACCUGUAUCCUGUAAAUAUACAUCCUAUACAUAUGUUAUUAUAUGCACAUGUAGGUGUAAUGCAGUUCUGUAGCAUAUUAGAUACAGUGUACUUAUAUUUUAACACUUCAGAUAUAAUCCAUUUGGCUUAUUACUGUAGCUGUAGCUUAUAGUAAAAAUGUCUUUAUCUGUCCUCACUGUCUCUUAAAGAAUAUGUAUGCUGUAAUAAAG
Molecule: messenger RNA, 2858 nt
Organism: Pangasianodon hypophthalmus (striped catfish)
Lineage: Eukaryota; Metazoa; Chordata; Actinopteri; Siluriformes; Pangasiidae
Exons: 4
Coding region: 306-1991 (561 amino acids)
Source: RefSeq, a predicted model, not a curated record